This is a messenger RNA of Penicillium antarcticum, 462 nucleotides long. RefSeq lists its product as uncharacterized. NCBI's taxonomy places the organism in Eukaryota, Fungi, Ascomycota, Eurotiomycetes, Eurotiales, Aspergillaceae. Bases 1 to 462 code for a protein of 153 amino acids. The transcript has 2 exons. The record is from RefSeq and is a predicted model, not a curated record.
AUGCCACCACCAUCAAAUCAAAGGGCUGAGAUUGAGCCUCCAGAUGAAAUCACCUGGAUUGCUGCUCAGGGCUUCAUGACCGGCGCAUUCCGCUUCGGCUCCGUCUCUAUCCUGGCUCAUAUGAUCAUGAAUCUCCCCCACCCCUUCGUCUUUUCUGCACCAAGUUCACCUGCCCACCCCGCGACACAACCCCGUCCUCGUCCGUCCAUCUUCUCCCGCGACUACCUUCGCUCCCGACUCUUCUACCGUCCAUUGGAGGGUUUCUCGGAAUGGAUCUCCCCAGGUUCCAAGGUCUACCGCGGCUUGACACCCCAAUUCAAAGUCUUCCUCCAAAUGGCAGCUGUGACACUGGGCGGAUGCAUCUGGGCUGAGAAACGCGUCACAGAGUAUAUCAACAUAGUUCGAAAGAUUAGGCGCGCAGAGCGGCUGCAGGCGGAGAGGGCGCAGGGGACACGUCCUUAA